CGAGUCGGCCGCUCAACCUUCCAGAACCCCCAGCAUCAGAAAACCCCACCCACCAUGCCCGCCGGUCGCUCGCCGGCGUCCUCGGGCCGGCGCCGGAGCCGCAAGAAAGGCCCGCCGACACCCUCCCCGCCUCUCCCUGCCCAGGAUUCGAACCCGCUGCCGCCCGGCACCGAGAUCGAGGUCCGCAUCGACGACGAGGGCUUCUACGGCUCCUGGUACGAGGCCACCGUUGUCGGAUUCGACCCCGCCGCCGGCAGGUCCCCGGCGAAGUACACCGUCACCUACGCCCACCUCGAAGCCCAGGACGGCCCCGAAUCCGUCGACCCCUCCCACGUCCGCCCGCGGCCCCCGCCUCCGUCGAGCCGGGGAUCACCAUCGUCGACCCCUGCGCCGCCGCCGCGCUUCCUCCUACACGACUUCGUCGAGGCGUUCGACUGCAACGGCUGGUGGUCGGGCAUCGUCGUCGCGCCCGCGCCCGCCGACCCCGGCUCCCCCGUCACCGUUGCGUUCCCCAUCACCCGCGAGGUCCUCCCUUUCCCCCCACACCUCGUCCGCCCCCGCCGCGACUACGUCGGCGGCGGGUGGGUCCCGUCGCAGGCCGUGAUCGCCGUCAAGCCGAGGCGUCCCGUCAGGGUCUACAAGGCCGGGGAGAAGGUCGAAUUGCUGAGGGAACGGGGGGCGUACGGCGACUGCUCCUGGUUCCCCGCGACGGUGGCCAAGGCGGUCGACAGGCUGAGCUACGUCGUGGAGUUCAUGGAUGAUCAGGUGGGCGGGGGGAAGGCGGCGGCGUACCGGCACUGGGGGUACAUCAGGCCGGCGGAGUACCAUCGCCCGCGGGGGAGCAAGGUGCGUCUUUGCCCUGGCGCUGUGGUGGAGGUGUACUGCGACGGGGCAUGGUCGCAGGGAGUGGUGCGCAGGGUUGUUAGGGAGGGUUGUGAGUAUGAGGUCAGUGUCCAUGACGAGGAGGCGGAGCAGUUGCUAACCAAGGUGGUGCACCAGCUGAGGCCACUGUACAUUUGGAAUGGCAAGCAUUGGACGAAUCCGGGUGACAAGAUACAUGUUAACUUGAGGCAACAACCUGCAUCUGGGAAAUGUCCAAGCUCACUUGUCGAUGCCACAUCUAGUGAUGAUGAACAUAGUGGUAUUCCUGAAUCUCCAACAGCCAAAAAGUCAAGGGGGGAAACACACCUUAAAGCACAAGCACAUCAGGGGAAAAUUGAUGCCUUUGGUCAUGUGCAAAUUCAGUUGGAGGAAAAGAAGAAUUCCUCUGGUAAAGAAAUUGUUUGUGAUUUGAGUGACUCUGCAGUAUGUCAGAAAACUUCAGCUUGGACUCGACAGGUGUCAGGAGGGACAAGUAGCGGUUCAGAUUCUGAAGGUGUUAACUUUGAUAAAUUGGCUACAAAGGAAUGUCCUGGUCUGCUGGACAAAGAGCUGUCUCGUACGAUCAACAGGGUUUGUCAAGCGAACAGAAAUGCAGAUGUGUGCACAGACACUGCUGCUACACAAGUGACAGAAAGCAACCCUCUUACAGAGAUACCUAUCCUAUCUCUUGAUCAUGUAGUUCAACAGGAUGGGAGCAAAGUGGAUGAGAGGUCAAACAUGCUACAUUCACAGAAUGCCAAGAGCUCAGAGUUUACCACUGACAGCAUCCAAUUGAGGACCUGCUCCUUUUCUGGGAGUUAUGUGCCUUCACACAUGUCUUUCUCUCAAAUCUCUGAUUAUCAGGUUCCAUUUGUCAAGAGCUCACCUGUAUGGCCUCUAAUUGAUGCGUUGGAUGUGUUUAAGAAGGUAUCACAGCAACCACAUUUCCGUCCACUUACGAAACUUUUGCCAUCAUUGCGUGAAGGAACGGCUAUAGGUCUGAUGGCCACAUUUGCCAGCACAGUGGAGGAUAUAAGCAAAUUAAGCAUAGCAGACAGCAUUGCAUCAUUUGAAGAGAAGAUCACUACGCUUCGCCAUCUGGAGGAACAUGGAUUUGAUGUUCAGUUUUUGCAGUGUAGCCUGGUUAAACUGAUCCAAGUCAAAUUUAAUCAUACUAGUUACCUCACAGAAAAAGACCAACUGAAAGCACAGUUGCUGGAGAAGUCAGCUUGCCUGUCCCAAAUUGAUGAGCGACUUGACAAUGAGAAACAAACUAUGGCUAGGCUUGAGGAGGAACUUGGGCGUGCUCGCUGCGAAGCACAGAAAAUAGCUGAGGAGAAAGAGCGUGAAGAUGGAGAGCUCUUAAUACUGAAUGCAGCUAAAAGAAGCGUUGAGGAAGCAAGUGCUAGUGCUGAGCUGCAGUUUCAGACUGUCUUGGCUGAGCUGCGUCGCGGGAGCUUAUCAUCAUAAGUUGCUGAUUGAUCAUUUUGAUCUCUCUAGCUUGACAUCUUGUUAACUAAUGCUCCAGGGCAGUACUAAAAAGAAUGCUCCAGGGCCUCGGUUACCGAAUUUGAUAGUGUGGUUGUGAGGUCCUUUAAUGACUGAAUCUGUUAGACUUUCUCUCUUUCACUGUUUGUUCUUUUGUGGUCUGAAACUUCACCUGGAACUUUAGCCAAACAUCGUGUGGUGUUGCCUUUACCCGAUUGAACCGGGCUUUGAUAUUGUUCAUGCCAGAUUUUCCCCAGGAGAAUCUGAGUUGCGCGGGGGUUGGCAAGCUGUGAAUUUGUGGUUGACUGGGGCACCAGUUUUAAUUAUGAGAAGAAUUAGCUUUUGUUUGGAA
Messenger RNA from Panicum virgatum (switchgrass), 2701 nucleotides. RefSeq names its product DUF724 domain-containing protein 3-like. The record is from RefSeq and is a predicted model, not a curated record. The transcript is spliced from 5 exons. NCBI's taxonomy places the organism in Eukaryota, Viridiplantae, Streptophyta, Magnoliopsida, Poales, Poaceae. The coding region runs from base 55 to 2331 and encodes 758 amino acids.